Molecule: messenger RNA, 198 nt
Organism: Sclerotinia sclerotiorum 1980 UF-70
Lineage: Eukaryota; Fungi; Ascomycota; Leotiomycetes; Helotiales; Sclerotiniaceae
Exons: 1
Coding region: 1-198 (65 amino acids)
Molecular function (GO): transmembrane transporter activity
Source: RefSeq, a predicted model, not a curated record
AUGUUGUUUGGGUUCCGAUUUCUCGAGGGAGUUUGGGACAGCGUUGUGUUAACGGAUAGUGGAGGAACUAUUACGGAUAUAAUACUCCAAGAAAAUAGAGGACCAGCACUUUCAGUAGGCCCAAUUAUUGGUCUGGUCAUUGGACCCGUUGCAGGUGGUUUCUUAGCUGAAGCAAACGGUUGGCGCUGGAUUUUCUGA